Molecule: messenger RNA, 1028 nt
Organism: Sphaeroforma arctica JP610
Lineage: Eukaryota; Ichthyosporea; Ichthyophonida
Exons: 5
Coding region: 1-993 (330 amino acids)
Biological process (GO): protein desumoylation
Cellular component (GO): nucleus
Molecular function (GO): deSUMOylase activity
Source: RefSeq, a predicted model, not a curated record
AUGGGUUUUUCUUCCACACGCUACGCAAUCAGUUUAGUCACAGAUGACGAGGCCGAUGAUGAGCUGCGCAAGCAGUUAUCUAUGGCAUUGUAUGGCCCCCAGCAGCCGCAAGUCAAGACAAGCAGAGCAAACAUUGUCGAUUGGAAUGUUGAGGCGACUGGGUAUUGGACCAAAAAGGAAAACCGGGAUGAAUUCAAUUCGCUGAAUCAGAGCUUCCAGGAUAUCUCGUUCCUUGAGGAACCGAGUCCCAGUCUACCAACAACCGACCGACACUUCAAGCAGAUACCCAUUCCCCCCGACGGCAGAGAGAGAGUCAAGCGCGUGUGGCGUCGGCGGAGUUUCAACGACUCAGAUGUGGUGGCGAGUGGUUUGCAGUGCAGCGUCACACAGCGCGACCUAUGCCGGCUGGAUGGCCUGGAAUGGCUCAAUGACUCGCUGGUGAAUAUGUACAUGGCUAUGAUCAACGACAGGGCAAACAGAUCAGGCGCCAGUGUCCCUCGAGUACAUUGCUUCAAUAGCCACUUCUUGCCAAAGUUACGCCACGAUGGCUAUGAGAAGAUGCAACGCUGGACCAAGAGGGUAGAUCUAUUCUCAAUGGAAUAUGUUAUAGUACCAGUUCAUCGCGGCAGCCACUGGACGACUGCUAUUAUUAACUUUGUAGAGAAACGCUUCGAGUACUAUGACAGCCUUGCGGGGGGCGGUCAAGAUGUGCAAGACUUGUUGCGAAUGUAUCUAGAUGACGAAUGUAUGGCUAAAAAAGGUCGAACUUUCCCACUAGAAGAUUGGGCAGACUUUACGCCAGUGCACCUCACCCCGCAACAGGACAAUGGUUCUGAUUGCGGGGUGUUUGCGUGUCAAUUCAGCGAGUAUCGGUCGAGAGGCAGUUCAGGGAUACCAUUGGGACAAAUCUUCGACUUUGGACAGGAGCAGAUGCCGUACUUCCGACUGAGAAUGGCACAUGAGAUACUGGAAAAGCGUUUGAUGAUAUCAUAAAGCGCGAUUGAUGAUUCAUUAGUUUUUCGGUCCUG